Molecule: messenger RNA, 1589 nt
Organism: Hemicordylus capensis (graceful crag lizard)
Lineage: Eukaryota; Metazoa; Chordata; Lepidosauria; Squamata; Cordylidae
Gene: COMMD9
Product: COMM domain containing 9
Exons: 6
Coding region: 106-702 (198 amino acids)
Source: RefSeq, a predicted model, not a curated record
ACAAACUACAGUUCCCAGGAUGCAAAGCAACUCAAACAAUAAUCAUAUGACUGAACUUCUCUCCCCCCCCGAAAGUAGCUUGUAGGUGAUCACGUGACGAGGAAAAUGGCUGCGAUGAGUGAGGAGGAGUUUGCAGCGCUUCAGAUCUUACUGAAAGCUUCAUCAAAGGAUGUAGUUCGGCAGCUAUGCCAAGAGUGCUUUUCUAGUUCGUCGAGUGGCUCUGCCAAACUGACUGAAAGCACCUGCUCCAGUCUCUCCGUUGCCCCAAAUGAAGCAAAUCAGUUGAUCUGUGUUUUGCACAAAUUUACAAGGCACAUAGUUUACCGGGGUCUGAUGUCUCCUGAAGAAAUUCUUUCCCUCUUUCCCGAAGGAUUCCACCAGAACCUUAAAAAUCUCCUGACCAAGAUAAUAUUGGAAAACGUCUCUACCUGGAGAAAUGAAGCACAAGCCAGUCAAAUUUCCUUGCCUCGGCUGGUGGAUAUGGAUUGGAGAGUGGACAUCAAGACCUCCUCUGACAGUAUCAGCCGAAUGGCUGUCCCCACCUGCUUGCUGCAAUUGAAGAUUCAAGAAGAUGCUGCCUUGCAUGGGAAUGACUUUGCAACAUCCGCUUUGACAGUAGAGCUGAAUAAACAAACACUGGACACAAUGCUAGAUGGCCUGGGAAGGAUUCGGGACCAGCUUUCUGCUGUUGCGAAUAAAUAAAUAAAUCCCUCUGGGUGGAGAACUACAGCAACCAUUCCCAUACAAAACACAAUCUUCCUGUCCUUCCAGCUUGGCUGUAUUUUACAUCAGCUGUCUUUUUGUUUGUAUCCAUGUUGUUUGGUGGUUGUUUCUUCAGAAAGCAAACUCUUUGAUGUGGUGUUGGUCUAAUACCUGAGAUGACCUCUUACAGUCAAUCAGGUUCUCCCAUUGUCUGUAAUGCUAGAGAGGCUUGGAUCUCUGGUUAACCAGAAAGCUUGUAAUGGGAAAGAGAAUCCGCUUCAUUGGCUGCUCCUAUCUGCCUGCUCUGAAAUUGGGGACUAAAGCCAUGAAUGCGGCUAAUAGCUGGCUUCCAGCCGCAACAGACUUUUGAAAAGUGUGUGCUGAGGAGCGCGGCAUAUGAGACUUGUUUUCUCUUCAUUGAGCAGCUUCACUGCUGUGUGUGGUGUUGGGACUUGCUGCAAAAAUAACUUCGUUGGUCCGUAGGAAAGGAUUGGAGUGAAUUUAGCAGCAGGUUGCUCUCAUCUUGUGUUGGAGAAGGAGCUUUUUCUCAUUUCGUAGAAAACUUAGCAGGAAGUGAAGAAACUUGGAUCAUGUACUCGGUACUGAGAGAGGUCACAAAAGGCAACGGGGGCCUGUAGCAACAAUGUUGCUGUGCACAAGCUUUAGAAAUAUUGAGCAGUCUAUCUUUUAAAAGUCUGUUCUUGAUAGCUCCACGCUUGUUCUGAAUAAAUUCUUGUUCACUUCAAGGAGUCACUAAAAUACGACCAUUUUGCCAGAGAGUCAGUUUUCUGUUAGCUGUUGCAUUAGUGUUCUAAUCCUCUUGCUUCUCUCCCCUCCUCUUUCUUUUUAUAUUUCCUCCAGUACUUAAAGCUUGUGUCAGUCUGGUU